Leptosia nina is the source of this 285-nucleotide messenger RNA. NCBI's taxonomy places the organism in Eukaryota, Metazoa, Arthropoda, Insecta, Lepidoptera, Pieridae. The record is from the annotation of a GenBank genome assembly.
AUGAGUACUUCGCGUGCUUUUGUGAUUAUCAAAAUGCAGAACGACGCUGGAGAAUUUGUUGACUUGUACUGCCCAAGGAAAUGCUCGGCAAGUAACCGUCUGAUCCACGCUAAAGACCAUGCAUCCGUGCAAUUAGUCAUUGCUGAUGUUGACCCGGCAACGGGCCGUGCCACUGACUCCGCCAAGAUGUAUGUCGUCUGCGGUGCUAUCAGGCGGAUGGGAGAGUCUGAUGACUGCAUAGUUCGCCUUACUAAGAAGGAUGGCAUACUUACUAAGAACUACUGA